Abrus precatorius (Indian licorice) is the source of this 2470-nucleotide messenger RNA. RefSeq names its product probable metal-nicotianamine transporter YSL6. The transcript has 8 exons. The record is from RefSeq and is a predicted model, not a curated record. Gene Ontology annotation, molecular function: oligopeptide transmembrane transporter activity. Lineage: Eukaryota; Viridiplantae; Streptophyta; Magnoliopsida; Fabales; Fabaceae. The coding region runs from base 71 to 2080 and encodes 669 amino acids. Gene Ontology annotation, cellular component: vacuolar membrane.
AUAUCCCAAUCCACAACUGAUUCUGAUUCUGAUUCUGAUUCUGAUUCACCUAACCCGAGAAAAAAGAAUCAUGGGCACCGAAACCUCGUCCGUUGAGAUUUCGGAACCUUUGCUUCGCGAGGAAUGUUCGAGCCAGAUCGAGAAGAUUCCAGAAUGGAAGGAGCAAAUAACGGUGAGAGGGUUGGUGGUGAGUGCGGUGUUGGGCAGCUUGUUCUGCAUCAUCACCCACAAACUCAACCUCACCGUUGGUAUCAUCCCUUCUCUCAACGUUGCUGCUGGCUUGUUGGGUUUCUUCUUUGUCAAAACUUGGACUGGCUUCUUGUCGAAGAUCGGUUUUUUCACCAAACCCUUCACCCGACAAGAAAAUACUGUUAUUCAGACCUGUGUUGUUGCUUGCUAUGGCCUUGCCUUCAGUGGGGGGUUUGGUUCGUCCUUGAUUGCAAUGGAUCAGAGAACAUAUGAACUCAUUGGGCCUGAUUAUCCUGGUAAUAGAGCUGAAGAUGUUAAAAACCCAGGCUUGGGUUGGAUGAUGGGUUUCAUGUUUGUCGUCGGUUUCCUUGGACUUUUUAGUCUUGUGCCACUUCGUAAGGUUAUGGUUUUGGAUUACAAGCUUACAUAUCCCAGUGGGACAGCCACAGCAAUGCUAAUUAACAGUUUCCAUACAAAAUCUGGAGCAGAACUUGCAGGGAACCAAGUUCGGCAGCUUGGGAAGUAUUUAAGCAUUAGUUUCUGCUGGAGUUGCUUUAAGUGGUUCUUCAGUGGUAUUGGGGAUUCAUGUGGAUUUGACAACUUCCCUAGCUUUGGUUUGACACUAUUUAAGAACUCAUUCUACUUUGACUUCAGUCCAACUUAUGUUGGGUGUGGUCUUAUCUGUCCUCACCUAGUCAAUUGUUCAGUUCUCCUGGGAGCUAUUAUAUCAUGGGGCUUUCUGUGGCCUUUUGUCUCUCAGCAUGCUGGGGACUGGUAUCCAGCUGACCUUGGUAGCAAUGAUUUCAAAGGUCUUUAUGGAUACAAGGUGUUCAUAUCAAUUGCUCUUAUUUUAGGGGAUGGUAUUUACAAUCUGAUAAAGAUUAUAUUGAUAACCAUUAGGGAGAUGUGGAGGACAAGCUCCCAACAGAACAGCCUUCCUGUUGUGACAGGGGUUCAUGAGGAUGAUAGUUCUCUGCAAUCAGAACAAAAGAUAAGGGAUGAAACAUUUUUGAAGGACAGGAUACCCACCUGGUUUGCAGCCUCAGGAUAUGUUUGCUUGGCUGCAAUAUCCAUUGCAACGAUACCAAUUAUUUUCCCUCCUCUCAAAUGGUACUUGGUAUUGUGCUGCUACAUCCUUGCCCCUGCCCUUGCCUUUUGCAACUCUUAUGGUUGUGGGCUCACAGAUUGGAGUCUAGCAUCCACUUAUGGAAAGAUUGGUCUUUUCAUCAUUGCAGCAGCAGUUGGCCAAAAUGGCGGUGUAAUAGCUGGGGUAGCAUCUUCUGCUGUGAUGAUGUCCAUUGUUGCAACUGCUGCUGAUCUCAUGCAAGAUUUCAAGACAGGUUACCUCACCCUCUCAUCACCAAAGUCCAUGUUUGUGAGUCAGUUGAUAGGAACAGCCAUGGGUUGCAUAAUUGCUCCUCUCACAUUCUGGAUGUUUUGGACUGCCUUUGAUAUUGGUUCACCUGAUGGCCCCUACAAAGCACCAUAUGCCGUUAUAUUCAGGGAAAUGGCCAUACUAGGCGUGGAGGGAUUCUCAGAGCUUCCAAAGUAUUGCCUGGAAAUGUGUGGUGGUUUCUUUGCAGCAGCCCUGGUUAUUAAUCUUCUAAGGGAUGCGACUCCGAAGAAGUUUUCACAAUAUAUACCUAUCCCAAUGGCAAUGGCAGUUCCUUUUUACAUUGGUGCUUACUUUGCAAUUGAUAUGUUUGUUGGAACUGUGAUAUUGUUUGUAUGGGAGCGGUGGAAUAGAAAGGAUGCAGAGGACUAUGCUGGAGCAGUUGCUUCUGGUUUGAUAUGUGGUGAUGGGAUAUGGACAAUUCCUUCUGCAGUUCUUUCUAUUUUGAGGAUCGAUCCCCCCAUCUGUAUGUACUUUGGGCCUUCUGCAAGUAUCUGAAAUAAGCAACUUUUGGCUGUGUUUGGAUUGUUGCAAAGUGAUGGAAUAGAAUGGAAUUUAAAAUGUUCCAUAUUUCGAAUUUGUUAAAUUAGAAUAGAAUGGAAAUGGAUCCAAUCCAUACCAUCCAAAAUUCUAAUUUUUAUUCCUUCUCAAUUUGAGGAUAUGCGAUGGAACCAAACUGAGUUUCCAUUUCGUUGUAAUAUAUCCCAACAAUAGAGUGGUAAUUUUAGUUCAUUCUAUUGCAUUUCACUUUGUUUAUUAUUAGAUAUCUAAACACAGCCAAUUUUCAGUGAACAUGUUAAACUACGAUGUAUUUUUAUUUGCCUCGUCUGUAAAUAAUUGGAUAUAAGAUCCCAGGAAUGUCUACAUUCCGUUUCCUCUGUAUUUCAU